AUGCUAGCAGCUAAUUUUAAAAGCCAACUUUUUAGACAGAAUCGUAAUCGUGGAAAUUUGUUUGGUGGAUUUUCAAAAGUAACCGUGAUGAAUAACUGUAGACUUGCUCAAGAUACAUUUGUAUUACGACAGUUGUUUGAUCAAGAAUCUUGGACAUACACUUAUCUGUUGGCUGAUUAUGUAGCAAAGGAAGCUAUAAUUAUUGAUCCAGUUAUCGAACAGGUGAACCGCGAUCAUUCAAUACUUAAGCGACUUGGUUUGAAUCUUUUGUACUGUGCCAAUACUCAUGUUCAUGCUGAUCAUGUGACUGGAACUGGUGAACUUAAAAAGUUAAUACCAUCAUGUGAAAGUAUUAUUUCUCUAUGUAGUGGUGCUCAAGCAGAUAUAUAUGUGAAAUCAGGAGAUGAAAUACAAUUUGGAAGAUACUCCGUUGAAGUUCGACAAACUCCAGGGCAUACUAAUGGUUGUAUUACAUUUGUUUGUCACGAUGAAGCAAUAGCCUUCACUGGAGAUUGCUUAUUGAUUGGUGGUUGUGGACGCACUGAUUUUCAAGAAGGAGAUCCUGAAACGUUAUAUUCUUCUAUUCAUGAACAAAUAUUUUCGUUACCCGAUUAUUAUAAAGUAUAUCCGGCACAUGAUUAUACCGGACAAACCGUUUCAACAAUUGGAGAAGAAAAGACUUAUAAUCCACGCCUCUCAAAGUCUUUGGAUGAAUUUAUUGAAUUGAUGAACAAUUUAAAUUUAGCGUAUCCUAAAAAAAUUGAUGUUGCUUUACCAAUCAAUUUGAAAUGUGGUAUUCAAGACGAAUUAAAGAACAAUGAUUGA
Macrosiphum euphorbiae (potato aphid) is the source of this 825-nucleotide messenger RNA. The record is from the annotation of a GenBank genome assembly. NCBI's taxonomy places the organism in Eukaryota, Metazoa, Arthropoda, Insecta, Hemiptera, Aphididae.